CCCUUUCUCUUUCAAUAAAUUGGUGCUCAAGCAGGAAGACCUUUCCCCUACGCUCAUUGCUCGUAGGGUAAGUCCAUGUCUGAGCAGCAAAAUUUGGGGCCGUCUGAAUAAGCAACACAGCUAGGGACUGAAGGAAGGAGCAGCCAGCCAAGCGUGCUCCAGCAGUUGAGGCCACAGGACAGGACGGGUGGACGUGAUCAGUGGGACCUGAUACUUCCUUGCCUGCCAUGGGGAAAGGAGCUCAAGAGAAAAAUCACCCAGAGCAAGAAGAAGUGCUGAACCCUCCAAGAGGGGAGGAAGACCCUCAGGACACAGCGGUGGCCCUGCACCUAGGGAUGCCUGUGGAUCCUGUGCCCACAGGCAGUGAAAGGACCCGAAGAUGCCUGGGCAAAGUGUGCACAACCAGCAGACAGCGUAUCCUGGCUGGAGCAGUGAUCGUGGUGUUGACUUGUGUCAUCGUUGGGCUAUCAGCAGCCAUGCAGGGGCAGAAGACAGCCCCGGUGCUGGUGUGCCCUUACGAAUGGGUUGGGUACCGCAACACCUGCUACUACCUGUCGGGGUGGCAUGAGCAAGGCAGCUGGGACUGGAGCCAGGAGCAGUGCUCGAGACACGGGGCCUCGCUGGCCAUGGUGACGAGGGACUGGGAAUUGGACUUUCUGAGGGUCCUCAAAGGUAAUGUGGAUUCUUGGCUUGGGCUGCGGAGACGGGGUGAACAACUGCUGUGGGUGGAUGGCAGCAGCUUCAAUUUGACGUUCCCGGUGCAGGGCGGUGCAGAGUGCGUCUACUUGAAUGACAACGAAGUCCUGACCUCAAGCUGUUGGCAGAGCCGGCCUUAUAUCUGCAGCAAGCCCCUGGCUGUGGGGGCAGCUCCUGAGAAAGGUGGUGGAUAAAGGACCUUCCCCGUGCUGGGCACUGGCGGAUCCUCUCAUUGAUGAAGGAUGAUGCUCUUCAGAAUUCCUUUAAAGCAUUUGUGUCCGUGGUUUUGAGAUCACAAAUGAAGCUUGAUGACUAAGGAGGGAACCAUGAGCAAGAGGUGCUGACUAACAUCAGUGCUGAACAAGACCCAAACCUUAUAGACCAGACCUGGGUCUGCUCUUCUCCACAACAGCUGGAAGAGCAUCGACCACAUUGCACUUUGUUGUACUUGUUAUUAUGUGAAUAUGGACAAAAUGAUUUUUCAAGCUCCCUUCCAAUUCCUAACAUUCUGUGAUUCUGUAAUAUAUAUGUCCAUAUGUCCAUAUGUAUUUAUGUAUAUAUGUAUAUAUGUACUAUGUACAUUCAUGUAAAUAGAUAUUUGUAUCAUAGUCUGAUUAAAAAGUUGAAUAGGAAAA
Messenger RNA from Anas platyrhynchos (mallard), 1331 nucleotides. NCBI's taxonomy places the organism in Eukaryota, Metazoa, Chordata, Aves, Anseriformes, Anatidae. The record is from RefSeq and is a predicted model, not a curated record.